AUGAAAGAAGAUAAAGUUUCACCAAAAGAUGCAAAAAUUAUUUCAGCUAUUUUAAGAUCCUCUAAAAUAGAACAAUGUGAACCUAAAGUGAUAGAAUUGUUAUUAGGAUUUGCGUAUAGAUAUUGUAAUGAUGUCUUGGGUGAUGCCAAGAUAUAUUCUAAACACUGUAAUAGAGAAACAAUAUCUGCUCAAGAUAUUAAACUUGCUAUACAAACAAAAGUUAUUCAAAAAAUGCACCCCACACCCUCUAAAAAGUUGUUGCAAUCAACAGCUGAUGCUAUCAAUAAGAAUCCACUAACAUCUGUUGACACUGAGAAUUUACUGAGAGCACCUAAUGUUAAAAGUGGAUUUUAUGGAAUGGAAUAUGAGUAUAAAGAAUAA
Hepatospora eriocheir is the source of this 381-nucleotide messenger RNA. Lineage: Eukaryota; Fungi; Microsporidia; Hepatosporidae. The record is from the annotation of a GenBank genome assembly.